Molecule: messenger RNA, 1736 nt
Organism: Aspergillus ruber CBS 135680
Lineage: Eukaryota; Fungi; Ascomycota; Eurotiomycetes; Eurotiales; Aspergillaceae
Exons: 2
Coding region: 232-1296 (354 amino acids)
Source: RefSeq, a predicted model, not a curated record
CAGUCCCCCGUAUUCAAGAAUAGCACACUUUAUAUGAAGCAAGGUUCAACCGUUCGGAGUAACGGACCUCGAUCCACAGCCCCUGUCGAUCCAGCUUAAAAAACAGUGCCUGAAAGGCAAAGACUGAAAACAAACAAACAUCUUUAGGAGAAGAUCCUCAACUUUGUUCGAAUCUGACAGUUAACGGCUGGUUCGAAAGCUCCGCUUUAAUCUCUCAAUCUCAAUCUCGAAAUGCCACAGUUCUUUCAACGCUUUCGUCGGAGGCCUAAGGGCCAGGAUGGCCCAACAGACCUGCCCCUCAUCCUCAGCAAGACGGGUAUCGAUUAUGACACCUGCAACUCCAACGCCUCCCUACGUGACUACCGCGAUCACACGGCGAUGCCCCUCCCGCAACCACGACGCCCACUGACCCCGCCGCCAGAAUCCGCGGACCCCGAGGAAAGCCCGGACGCUGUCAACACUCAGACUCAGAGCGCAUUGUUUGCACGGUUACCCCGGAAUAUCCGGGAACGAAUCUAUAUUGAGCUAUUCGGGGAGAGGGCGGUCCAUGUGGAGUAUGAUUUUGGGUUUGCGCCUGGAUACCGGGGAAGAGAGAAGAAGCCACCGGAUCAAUGGCGGUGGUGGCAUCGGGUGUGCGAGGAAGAGGACGCCAAACCGGGGGAUUUGUGUCGGUCGGAUGAUUUGGACGAUUUGAAGAGAAAGGGGAAACGAGAGCUGCUGAAGUAUAAGCUUAAGGGGGUCGAGUGGUUGCGAACGUGUCGUCUUGGGUAUCUAGAAGCUCUCCCGAUCCUCUACGGAACGAAUACCUUCCUUGUCGCAUCGGCCGUGAAACUAUGCAGAUUCCCCAAGGUCAUCGUUCCAUCGCACCUCACCGCCAUCACAUCGCUCGACAUCCUUCACAUAGCCAAAGCAUCAACCCCGUCCACAAUGUCAGAUGCCGACUGGUCAAUGUACAAUACUGUCUUCCGGACGCUCCGAUUGUCGUAUAGUGGAGUGCAACGUCUCCGUGUGGUCAUCUAUAUCCUCAAUAAGCCCUGCACACCACGCGCCGGGAGUGUCCCUGAACACCUGGAGGAGGCGUGGUUCCGACCGUGGCAGGAUCUUGCAACGAGUCGCACGUGGGAGAAGCUGGAAAUUGGUAUACAAGCGAGCUGGUUCAAGGAUUUCUCCGAGGGUUCAGAGAGAUGGGCAAAGAGAGUUGGGCGGCAGGAUGCGAGAUAUACACUUGUGCAGGUGGAGGACUUUACGACCUGGGAUGGGAAGUUGUCUGACGUUUGGAACACGCCUUAUCUGUAGUCCUCUGGGACCUGACAGGGCUCCAUGCAAGGAUGUGCCAUCUUGCUAGUGUUCAGGCUCUACGCUUUGUCCAGACCAUAGACAAUGCUAUGGAUAAGAGUCUCAACGAAAGGAGUUAAUCCCAUGGGAGAGGGCAGAAUCAUUGCAUUUUCCAUUUAUUUCAUGGAAUCAUCCGUGAUACCUCUUUGUGACUGAGCCGGCUCUUUGUCUAUCUGAUGUUUACCGAGCCUUACCAUCAACGGAUGAACUGCUUCUUUGUACAUACAAUGGCAUCAACAAUGCUUUGGUAGCGGAUAAUACAAUGCUAUCCUGAGACAUCGUAUUCAUCGCAUAGAAAAAGCUCCUAUCGUCCAUCGCAAUUCUCACCAUGCUUCCCACCACUUUCUAACUCAAUAGAUCCCAAUCCCUCCCUUCAAUCCAACCAAUCUACUACACAAACA